This is a messenger RNA of Charadrius vociferus (killdeer), 936 nucleotides long. RefSeq names its product dynein, axonemal, heavy chain 14 (gene DNAH14). The transcript is spliced from 7 exons. The record is from RefSeq and is a predicted model, not a curated record. Lineage: Eukaryota; Metazoa; Chordata; Aves; Charadriiformes; Charadriidae. The coding region runs from base 1 to 936 and encodes 311 amino acids.
AUGGUCCCCCUGCAACAGCCACCCAACGGCCCCCCAACGGCUGCUGCUUGUGGCCAGGGGCUCCGUCCCAUCCCUGGCCUGGCUGGAGGGGUGCCUGAGGGCUGGUUGUGGGCAGCGUCGCGGUAUGAAUAUCCCGGCGCUCCUGGGAUGUCUUUGAGCUUGGAUCACUCCUCCAUCUUAGAAGAAGCCGAGCAGUUAAGAAAGGAUGAAGAAUACCUACCACAGACGGAUGAGCGAAACAAAAUGCUGAAAGAAAAAUUAGUCUCUCGUCUCCGGUUUGAACAAGAGAGGACAGAGGUACUGCUUAUGGUAAAAGGCAGGUAUAUGGUGUGUGAAGCAGCUGGCGGCAGUGAAAAAGACAGCAGUGAACUGUCAUCCUCUGUAGAGAAGAAAUACCCUAUUCUUCGCACAGCAGUUUACAGAGCAAGCACAGAAAGGAAACACAAAGCAACAAUAAAAGAGGAAGAACCAAUUGAUGAUGAUGUUGUAAUGCAUAUUUUGAGGCUUCGGGGCAAACUUGGCUGGCAAACAAAGUUACCAUCGUGUGAACAGUUAGCUAGAGAGGCUGAUGUGUCCAGACUUCAGAAGUUCACAGUUAUGAGACCGUUAUUGCUAAAAGAUACUGGGGAAUAUAUAUAUUGUCUUCAACGAAACAGGAACAACUUUAAAGCUCCCUACAACCCAUACGAUUUACAGGCUGUCUCUACAAAUGCAGCUAUGAAAAACAAAGAAUAUUGGACCGUUACAGCUUCAUUUGUGUCUAAGAAUGGAGGAACAAAUGCAUUAGCCUUGCCCACUUCACUAGACUCCCUAAAAGACCCAGGACACCAUCACCUCCUGGCUUACCAGUUCACUGUGGAACAGCAAUCUACCACACCAGCAAGGACAAAGUCAGUCACAAAAGCCGGUGUCCUGCUGUGCCAGCUCCGUGAUUGA